Molecule: messenger RNA, 591 nt
Organism: Schistosoma turkestanicum
Lineage: Eukaryota; Metazoa; Platyhelminthes; Trematoda; Strigeidida; Schistosomatidae
Source: the annotation of a GenBank genome assembly
AUGUGGAUGGCUAAAGACCAAGCCCUAACAAAUAUUCAGUCAAACAGUUCAACUCCAGCGACAACAGCACUUGACUUCGGAAGCGAUUGUUUCACUACUCAGGAUAGCCUCACUUCUGUCCCUUCUGGUGAUUUGAGAUGCCCAUCGCUGACUAAUAUGACGUACAAUAUGGGUUCUCCAUCGACGUCUGGCAGUAUUCAGGGUCUUUCAACAGCUCUAUCGUCUUGUACCAACAGAAGCAGCAGUUUAUGCAUUCAUACUUCUCCAGUUAUCAGUCUGAAUAUAGGUGAAGUCACUAACACAUUUGAAAGCCCUACUUUUAUUGACGUGAAAAAUGAAAAAAACAAACAACUCACUUGUGAAAUUAAUACCAUGGUUGUAAAAUCCAAAUCCGGCGUUAAACUAACUGCCAAAAAACAAACUACGGGAAAAUUUUCCCGGGAGAAAUUCGAAUCAAGCAGUAGUGCUAAUUCAUCUGAGCCUGAUACUAGUAAAGUAAAAUUAUCAAAUGACAAGCAACCUUAUUCUCACAGGUAUCGACAACCUCGUUCUCUAGCCAAUCGGAAGUCUCAACGAGAUCCUGUAAGCUAG